AUGAGAUUAAAUAAUUUACCGGAUGUUCUUUUUCCAAAUCCAAUUCAACACCCGAAUUACAAAAUCUCAUUUUUGGAGAAGGUUAAGGAAGAAAUUCUGAAUGUAUGCACAUGAAAAUGAUAAUAGAAUCAAUUCGUCAAUGAACCAAUGCGUAGGAGCAGAUAAAAUAUGACAAUACGUUCAUUUUAGAGAGGAUCAAUCAGAAUUAUCAGUGCGUCAAUUGCAACUUCUCAAAACAACACACAAACUAAUUUUAGAUCUGGGUCUUCGAAAUUCAGGAUGAUUAAGGAACAGUCUCUGAUGGAAGAAAUGGACGAAACAUUUUCUCGAACAAGGACACCAUCUCAUUUAGCAAGAAGAUUAAAAAAAGGAUUAACAAUGUUUGAAAAAUAGUUUUGA
Messenger RNA from Paramecium octaurelia, 399 nucleotides. The record is from the annotation of a GenBank genome assembly. NCBI's taxonomy places the organism in Eukaryota, Ciliophora, Oligohymenophorea, Peniculida, Parameciidae.